Messenger RNA from Ipomoea nil (Japanese morning glory), 1230 nucleotides. RefSeq lists its product as uncharacterized. The coding region runs from base 1 to 1230 and encodes 409 amino acids. Lineage: Eukaryota; Viridiplantae; Streptophyta; Magnoliopsida; Solanales; Convolvulaceae. The transcript has 4 exons. The record is from RefSeq and is a predicted model, not a curated record.
AUGGGUAGCCUGCAGGCUGGCCUUAAUGAUACCCUCGUUGCUUUGAUUCCUAAGGAGGCUAUGCACACCAUGAGAGAGAAGAAAGGUGAAACUGGUUUCAUGGCAAUAAAAUUGGACCUUGAAAAGGCCUAUGAUCGACUUUCGUGGGAUUUUAUCCGGGAUACUCUAGAAUGUGCAGAUGACAUGGUGCUCUUCACGGAGGCCACGCUGGAGCAAGUGGAUGUCAUCCUGGACUGUUUCGGUCAGUUUUGCACCGCUUCGGGACAAAAGAUCAGUUUAAGCAAGUCUCAGGUCUUCUUCUCAAAAAAUACCAAUAAGAAUAUGAAGGAGGAGAUCUCGCGCCGGCUCCGGAUUGAAAGUACGGAGGACUUGGGCAAAUACCUCGGAGUACCAGCAAUCCAUGGCCGGGUAACCAGUGCUACGCAUUCGGACUUGCUGGCUCGAAUCUCUAGCCGUUUAGAUGGAUGGAAGGCGAAGACUCUGUCCCUUGCGGGAAGAGUCGUUCUUGCACGCUCUGUCCUGAAUGCUAUUCCGGCAUACACUAUGCAGACGACCUUUCUACCAAAGGGGAUCUGCACGGAGAUUGAGAAACGCACGCGAAAUUUUAUAUGGGGAGGCACCGGUACCGAUAACAAAAUGAGUUUGGCUAAUUGGGACCUUGUUACGACAGCAACCGAAGCAGGUGGCCUUGGUCUAAAGCGCAUGCAUGAAUUGAAUUUGGCAUAUAUGGCAAAGUUGGGUUGGCGGCUUUUGGCGGAAAGUGAAAGCCUAUGGGCCCAGACAAUCAACGCAAAAUACAGAAAGUCAGAGAUCAUCCAUAAUAUGAGACAAGGCCGGCGGAACGUCUCCAAUGCUUGGCGAGGAAUAUCUGCGGCUUGGACACCCAUGUCCCAAGGAGUCUCACGCGUUGUCCGAAGUGGUGCAACUACACGCUUCUGGAUGGACAAGUGGAUCUUACCAGAACCUCUUUCGAUCACCUUAAAACAACCCUCCCUUUACCAGAAUUAUAUGGUAUGGUCCGGGAUUAUUGGAAUGAGGUACGGGGAUGGAAGUCAAGUCGAGGAUCUACAACACCUGUUCCGAGAUUGCUCGGCGGUGAAGGGACUAUGGGAAGUAGCCAUCCCCAGAAGUACUUACGCGAAGUUGAGUAACUUGUCGUGGGACCAGUGGCUAGAGACAAACCUUGACGGAAACAUUAGGAAUGGUUUUGACGAGGAUUGUGAUGCGUAG